UUCCAGGGUAUUAAUAUUACUUAGGACAUGGAGCAAUUGUACCUUUGCUCAGUUCGCUUUGAGUGCCAAGCUUUUUCAUUCCAGGAAGUCCUUGAUUGGCGGUUCCUCAUCCGUGGAGCUUUCCUUCUUGUUUCUUUUGUCAAUUGCACUUAGUGAACAGCUUCUACUGAAUGAUCAGUACAGGAGGCCAAAUGCGAAUUUUGUAUAAGCUAGGUGUUGGAUGUUUUGCUCAAUUCCAUAAGUAAGCUGCACCCACCUUAUUAUGAUGUCAGUUGUUACUGUACUGUUAACUACCUCGGCAAGUCUAUUGUUGCUAGUGCAUCACCAAUACAAAACCCAUUCUGGAUCGUUUGGAACCUUCCUCUGAGGACUAAAGUCAGCUGAUGUUUCUACGCAUCGUUGAGAGUUAGAUUGCAUUUUACUCACUUUUGUCUUAGUUUCUAGGAACCUUCAUCAGGAUUCAGUUAACUGGAGUAUCAAUAUCAGAUUAGAGCGUAUUUGAAGCAAGGAGCUAGUGUACUUUCGAGAAACACUGUCAACUGGAUCUUGAGCUGAUAAUUCAUCCUUUUGAAUUGGGCUUGUUUCGGGUCUAAGUUAGUUGUGAAGUGAGA
Molecule: messenger RNA, 611 nt
Organism: Nicotiana tabacum (common tobacco)
Lineage: Eukaryota; Viridiplantae; Streptophyta; Magnoliopsida; Solanales; Solanaceae
Source: RefSeq, a predicted model, not a curated record